AUGUCGGUCGUCUCUGUUCUAGCCUUCACCGAAGAGAACUCUGCCCUUGCGGCUGUUCUCCCCCUUGAUACACUCGUACUCUUCAUCCGACUUGUCGCCCAUCUGAAAGAGCGAUUAUCUUGGAAUGUUUCAGCUUCUCUUCUAGAACCCCCAGCAUUGCUGCCACCUAAUAUCCUCCAGUUUCUCAGCCUUGCUCUUGACACUCAUCCCACAGUUCUGCAGGAGUGCUGGGCAGCCCUGCGCCAUCACAUAUGGCAUUCUCAUGUCCAUACACAAGGGUGGGGUUCAAGUGAUUUGCUGGAUAUUUUUCUCAGCCAUGGUACAGCCUUAGGAAUUGGCUUCUGUGAUAUGUUCCCACCUAUGCGGAGCUGUCUGGACUGCCAGGGCCAUGCAGCUACUGAGGUAUUUGACCUGACUCAGCUUGUCUGGACACAAGUCACUGUCUUCACAUGCUAUUGGGGUCCCAUUCCUUCAUGGUCACUGUCUGCAAAAUGUCGUGGCUGUCACACAAGAUACUACCCGACCUACUAUGUUCAAGACAACAAAACGAUUCGUACACACUACCUAGGAUUGCCUCAUGCGAUUCAUGUGGCUACACAUUCGUACAUUGAUCGCUCACUAUGUGAGAGGUUUAGAACCUCCAUGGUCUGCGCCUGGGUAUCUGCUACCAAUAAUGCCCGCAUCUACAAUGAGGAACAUGGGGAUGUGUCAUCUCGCUUUCCAUCUGGGUGGCCUACAACAGGUAGAAUGACCUGCCCAAUGGUCUGGGAUGCCUUCUUCAUCCAUUCCCUUCUUGAAGAAUACUCUCAGAUGCACAGACAUCUUGUCCUGGACAAUGAUCAGCGCCAGGCUACACGCUUGAGCAAUGCCAUACGCGAGCGCAAUAUAUCUGCCAUUGGAACAGGUCAAGAGGAGUGGAGCCACGCAUGCGACUUAUGCUGCGUUGUUGAGGUUCAGGAUAACAAAGCCUGUUUCUUGCGAGCUGCUGUCAUGGACGGUAUCUCAAUCGGACGACCAUGUUGCAGUGUCCACGACUGCAAGAAUCCAUUAUCAUCACAGCGAGCGCGGUUCUGUGGUGCCCACAAGUCCAUGAACGAUAUCUGUUGCGUUGUAGAUUGUAGCACCCCAUCGGAGAAGGGAUUCCAGACUUGCCAUGAACCGACCCACCGAGCUCUCGAGCACGUCGGAACAGAACAUCGCUCUGCAAUGUUCCAGCUACGGAAACGACUCGAGCAGUCGGAACGCGCACAAAUCGAAGAUGCCCUUGGCAACGAUGCAGGAGAAGUAGCUGCCGAUGAAGUCGUGGAGGUCGACAAGGACGGCGAAUGCGACGGCAAAGAUGAAGCUGGUAACCUGAAGCCGCGGGCACGAUUUGGCCGGCGCCGGACACACAACGAGCAGUUGUGCGUCGCUACUUGCGGUAUAAUUGUCGGCCGCGCGACUAUGUUUGGAUCCGAGGCACCAAAUGGAUGUCGGGAGUUUUUGCGCCAGGUUUACCCGACAACGACGUCUCUCCCCAAUUUUAUCUUCUUCGACAAUGCGUGCAAAUUGAAGAAGCAUAUUGAUGCUGUCGGUGACCACCAUUUCGAUGCAUGCGCACUUCCGGUGGAUGUCUUCCACAUGAAGUCCAACCACAAAGGAUCGGACACGUACUGUGGCUUCUUCUGCAAUCCCGCUCGCUUUCCGGACCUCAUACAAGGAGGAAAGUGGCGUUUCAAUUCAUCCGCGGCGGAAAUGACAAACGCUUGGUUGGGUGGUUUCCAAGCGAUCGUGCGCGAGAUGCGCGAGGAUCGCUAUGACUUUUUCCUAGAUGAAAUGAUCAAGCAGCGGAACCGGAUGUUCAUCGCGGACUUGCGCAAUCGCGGUGCGCGUCCCUACCAUAUCCCUCGUACUGCACUAUUAGACUAG
Molecule: messenger RNA, 1908 nt
Organism: Rhodofomes roseus
Lineage: Eukaryota; Fungi; Basidiomycota; Agaricomycetes; Polyporales; Fomitopsidaceae
Exons: 6
Coding region: 1-1908 (635 amino acids)
Source: RefSeq, a predicted model, not a curated record